Messenger RNA from Aspergillus tanneri, 2079 nucleotides. RefSeq lists its product as uncharacterized. The record is from RefSeq and is a predicted model, not a curated record. The coding region runs from base 1 to 2079 and encodes 692 amino acids. The transcript has 2 exons. Lineage: Eukaryota; Fungi; Ascomycota; Eurotiomycetes; Eurotiales; Aspergillaceae.
AUGUUCAAGCACGUCCAGGAGACCUAUCAAGGGGCAGUCACGCUGAGCUUCGACCCGUACCUCUUCCAAGCCGCCGGGUUUUAUGGUACGAUCGAGAUCGCGAAAACGAAUGAGCAGUUUACAUCCGCCUUUAUCUAUUUCAUCCUGAACGGUCCGUUGGCAACCUUUGGAUUCGCCGAGAUCCGCGGGGUUGUCGGCGGGUUUGGAUACAACAAUAGUCUGCAGUUCCCAUCGGUAACCAAUGUGCUGGACUUCCCCUUGAUCACCCCCCCAGCCGCGACAAAACCCGAUGAGGCUUUGAAGGCUCUCAUGGACGGGACCUGGUUUUUCUCCAAAAAGGAUUCAUUCUGGCUCGCAGCCGGGCUCACCGUGCUAGCGUUUGAGAUCCUGAACAUGCAGGCUGCGCUCGUAGUGGAAUGGGAUCCCAAGGUUAAAAUCGGCCUCUUUGCUGUCGCCACGGCGGACAUGCCGGCCAAGGCCGACAAGAAAUUCGCCCACGUCCAGCUGGGCAUGACGGCGGUGCUCGACCUGGAGACUGGCACCCUGAAGAUUGAGGGUCAGCUGACCCCCGCAUCCUACGUGCUGGAUCCCAGCUGCCAUCUGACGGGCGGAUUCGGCUUCUAUACCUGGUUUGCUAAUGAUAAAAGCACCUCCGCUGGCGACUUUGUCUUCACUAUCGGAGGGUAUCAUCGGUCAUAUCAAGUGCCACCGUAUUACCCCAAGCCGCCUCGCUUGGCAAUCAGUUGGGCUUACGACACCUCGAUUAGCAUUCGCGGUGAGGCCUAUUUCGCUAUUACCCCCAAAGUCUGCAUGGGGGGAGGGCGCUUGGAUGCGUCCCUCACUCUGGGAGCCCUUUAUGCCUUCUUUAACGCCUACGCAGACUUCCUGAUCAAAUACAACCCGUUCUUUUUCAUCGCUGAUGGGGGCGUCAGCGUCGGGGUCCGGUUCACUCUCGACCUGUGGAUCUGCACGGUGCAUAUCAGCAUCGAGUUGUCGGCGACGCUAUACAUCCAAGGCCCGCCUAUCUCCGGGACGGUUCAUGUCAACUUCUGGGUGUUCGGCUUCGAUAUCAACUUUGGGUCCCGCGAUGAGCACCAAAAUGACCCUAUUAGCCUGCAAGCUUUCUACGAUCAGGCCUUGCAAUCGGAUCUGCCCAGGAACAAAGGCGAGAGUAAGCCCCCGCCGCCAUUUAUUUUCACCUGUAACCAGGGCCUUAUUCCAUCCAGCGAGACCAAUGCAAAGACCAGCCCGAAUGAUGCUGAUGAGGUCUGGAAUGUCCGUGGAGCAGUCUUUCAGUUUACCGUUGGCUGCAAGUUUGCCAUUCGAAAUGCCAUCGUAGUGACGGGUCAGCUAGGCACUACCGAGGAGGAUCAGAAAGUUCAGAUUCCAAAGGAUGACAAGGACAUGCUCGAACUCUACGCUAAGCCGAUGCAGCUCAAGAAAUCACUAAUGAGCACAUUGACGGUGACAAUCAGGCCUAUACAGGAAAGGAAGGAACUGACGGCAUCAGAUGAGCCUGUUGGGGUGCCCAAGUGGGAAAAGGCCACCCUGAUCUUUAAAGCUGUGCCGGUUGCACUAUGGGGAUACUACGACGAAAAUGAAGACCCCAAUAAUCCCAAUGUCAGGGACCCUAACCAGAUUGGACCCCUCCUCAGAAGCGACAAACAUUCCGUCAGCCAAGCAAUGGGAAUUACCGUCUCCUCCCCCCUGCCGGAGCUGAGCGUCUAUGAUAAAAUCAAGGCAUUUCAGUACAAAACCUUCUUCAUUAAUGAAGCCGGCGGGCCAUAUCCAUUCCCUCGAGUCCCCACAGUAGAGACACUCUGGGAUCCACUACCGGAAGAUCGCACAAGCAAAGCCUGGGAAAACGCGAGGCGGAAAUGGAACGGUGACCCAGGGUUAGGGAAAGGCGCAGCAGAGACCUUUGUGGAUUUAUGGGCAAAGCUUAGCUUUGCCCAGUGGAAUUUGACGGAGGCAGGAGCAAUCAGGGGAACCAAGCCGACGAGCCUGGUGGACAAUGAAGAUACGUUUGCGACGCUCUUUCUCGAAGCACCUCGCAUGGGGAUUCCUGUAGCUGCUUGA